Messenger RNA from Talaromyces rugulosus, 4539 nucleotides. RefSeq lists its product as uncharacterized. The transcript is spliced from 3 exons. Gene Ontology annotation, biological process: regulation of transcription by RNA polymerase II. The coding region runs from base 1 to 4539 and encodes 1512 amino acids. Lineage: Eukaryota; Fungi; Ascomycota; Eurotiomycetes; Eurotiales; Trichocomaceae. The record is from RefSeq and is a predicted model, not a curated record. Gene Ontology annotation, cellular component: mediator complex. Gene Ontology annotation, molecular function: transcription coregulator activity.
AUGAAUCCAGCAAAUUUCCCCAAUGUGGCCGCCGCCGCCGCCAUGCCCGGUCCUCCCAACCCCGGUCAGAUAAGCGCCCAAAACAAUCAAGUAUUUAGGCACAUAAUCCAAGUCUUGCAGUCUCAAGGCCCAUUCACCGGAUGGCGCGCUGACGUGCCACCCGAAGAGCGGGCCAAGAAGGCAUGGCAAAUGUUUGUGCUACUAUGCUUCACCCCUCAAAAUCAAUGGGACCCCAACGCUGAUCACUUGUCUGGAACAAGGAUCUCUUCUCUCCGUCUCAUCCACCCCAAGGUCAACGUUCCUACCGCUAUCCAGGCCGCUUUGAACUUUGAAGAAAAAGCCUUUCGGGAAGCCCAUCAAAAAGACGAUUACGAAAAGGAGUGCACCUCCAAACUACACACCAUCAAGGAAACUCGCGUCCGGCAAAAGAACCUUCAAGACCAAAGCCAACUACAGAACCCUGGCGCCAUGCCAGGUGCUGCAAACCCCGCCUCCGCCCAGUUCAACCCUCAAAUGACUCGCCCCAUGCAAACCUCUCCCAUUCAGAUGCCGAUGCACAUGGGCAUGAACGAUCCCACCAUGAUGCAGCAGCAACCUCGCCAGCAGCAGCAGGCCCUACAACAUCAGAACCAGAUGGGCCAGCAGCAACGCCUGAUGAACGGAAUGCACUUCAACGAUGAGCUGGCCUCCCUCACCCAGCCCGAAUACGAACAUGUCUGUGGGUUGGCCGCCCAGAUCUUCAACUCCCUCCCACCCGACGACGUCGAGCAGCGCCGCGCCGACCUCACUCGCAACACAAACAACGAAAUAAAGCAGGCCAUAAUCCAAAAGUAUGGCGACCUGUUCACCUAUAUGAUCCGCGUCCAGUGUGCCAGACGUUUUCGCGCCACCAAGCGUAACCCGCAAAUGAUGCGCACUCAAGCCAUGGACCCGAACAACCCCAUGAUGGGCUCCGAUGCCAUGCUGAACCGACAAAUGGGUGGGAACAUGAUGGGCUUGCAGCGAAAUGCCGCUCUACCGAUGACCGCCCAGCAAUCCGGUAUGGAAACCUCAGGCUUUAUGGGAAACGUCGAGAACAUUCAAGGCCAACAAGCAGAUGGCCUUCGCUCCCAAGAAGCAGGCCAGCUUGUCGUCCCCGCGAGUAAUGCCAUGGCCCAGCAGUCUUUUGCCAAUCAUAACGCCAUGUUUCAACAACCCGGUGCAACACCGCAACAAAACGCUCAAGGAGCCGCCAAUCGCCCAGGCGUUAGCCCCCAGCAGUUUUUGACUGCGCAGCAAAUGCAGAACGCCCAAAAUGCCCAACAGGAUCUCCUCCAGCAGAAUCCCCAAUUCCAGGGCCAAAACCAGCCGCAGAACCUAUCCCCGGCCCAGAUCCAGGCUCAAGCUCAAGCCCAGGCCCGUGCUCAGGCUGCUCACAACGCCAAGAUGGCCAUGGCAAACCAGCAGGCUCAAAACACCCCCAAAAUGAACCAAAAUAUCCCGAACCAGAGCCCCGCCAUGCCCAUGAUUACUCGCCCUGUUGGCCCUAACAUGUCCCCUGCACAAGCUGCCGCUCAAGGACGCCCGCCUUCAAGGGCCCCCGGCGUGGCUGGACAGCAGCAGCCAGCUAACCAGCCACAAGCAAUGCGAGGCCAGAUGCCUGGCGGGUUGCCACCGGCUCUCCAGGAACGAUUAGCUCAAAUGCCCCCGGAGAAAAUGAACGCGUUCUUGUUCAACCAACGUCGCACUAUGGCCAGCAACCAGGGGAAAGCAAACGGUCAGUCGAUGCCGGCGCAAGCCAACGUUGCCCACCAACAGCAGCAGCAGCAGAAACAACAACAGCAACAACAACAACAACAGAACGGGCAAAUCACUGACUCUGCGAUGCGAAAUAUGCAACAACAGCUUAGCGGCAUGGCUGGUGCACCACAAAACAACCCGAUGCUCCAAGGACAGCAGAUGACCAUGCAGCAACAACAGCAUCGGCAGCAGAUGCUCAGACAACAACAACUCGGGCGCCCGCCAAACAUGGGUGAGAUGACUCCAGAACAGGUCGCUCGCAUGGAUCGCGUCCCUUUCCCGCCGUCAAUUAUCAACUAUAGUGAAAAUAUUAAUCCCGCUGUUCCAAAGACGGUGACAACGUGGGGUCAAUUGAAAGAAUGGGUGCUACAAAACCCCCAGGUCCUCGGACAUGUGGACUUGCCAAAACUAUCACAGCUUCAGCGCCUGCAUCUCAUGCAGACUUUGGCGGCGCACCGGGAAAAUGGGCGAGUUGUUGCUGAGCAGGCUGGACAGCAAAAUUGGGCAGCGCCCCAACAGCAGUUUAUACCGAAUCAAGGCGUCCCGGGGGCGCAUCCGCAAGCCACUAUGCCACAUGUACCAGCUGUCACGGCUAACGAUAUUCAACUUGCUCGCCAGAAGCUUGGCCCACAAUCUAAUAGUAUAGACGAUGAACAGAUUAGGGCUCUAAUUAUAAGGAAUCGCCAGAGGAUGCUUGUUCAACAAAUCCAAUCUCACAAUAUUUCUGCGCAAGCCUUAGCUCAAAAGCAAGGCAUGCAACAACAACAACAGGCACAGGUCCAGAACCCCGCAACAAAGCAACCUACGCCUUCAAUACCACCUGCAAUCCCAGUCAGCCAGCCAACUUCAAUGUCACCGGCAGCGCCUGCCGCAAAAAUGCAAAACCAGACCCCAGCAUCGACAACAGGGAGGAAUGGAAAAGCUGGAGCUGGUGCGAAAUCCGCGAGAAAACGCCCCGCUCCAGAAGAAGUUAUUGAAGUCCAAAACCCCAAAGCUCAGCCAGCACCGCAGGCUGCUGCUGCCUUGGGCAAGCCUCCUAUGGCAGCACCGACUGCCGGUGCUACCCGCCAACCAUUUCCUUUUACUAAAGAGCAGAUUGCAUCCAUGCCGCCUCAACAACGUGCUCAGAUUGAAGCUCAUAUGAAACAGCGUCGCCCUCCGCUGGCCAGGGCUGUUGCGGAGGAAAACUGGAAUAAAGCGUUGCCCGAUAGUCUCAGGACUUCUUACAACGACAUGGCCAGAAACUAUUUUCAAGAAUCUCCGAGAAAAAUCUCUACCGAAGAGAGAGCGUUUAUGUCUCAGCAGUUGCGUGAUUCUGUGGAUAUGCUUUCGAGGCUUGAUACACUUGUUCAUUUUUUGAUCAGGGCUCAGCAGGAACAUGCUAUCAAGUCUCUGUUUUCAUGCCGUGUCCAAAUUAUGAGACAAUUCAAAAGUGCCGACUGGUCCCUCAACGACGAGUUUGACAUUUCUCCCGAGACGUUGAAGAAAUCGAUUACAGCCGUUAGGGAAACGUUCAAAGCAAUGAUCCGAACAGUUCAAUCGCAACAACCGAAAUCCAACCCCGCGGUGCCCGGCGCGCAGUCGAAUGUAGCCCCUUUGAACGCCUCAAACCUCGAGCAGCACCAGCAGCAAGAAGAAGCGAAACGAGCGAGGCGGGUGCAAAAUCAAACUGUCCCGGCGGCACCGACAUCUGCGCAGCCGCCAUUUCCCUUGGGCGAUCCUUCUCCACAAGGCGUUCCGCAUGCUUAUGGUCCUGGAGCAGGCUUCUCGCCCGACAAUAUGAAAAUCCCACAAUCAAAACGCCGCAAGCAAAGCCAUCCCGCCACUCCUGCCACGCCUACGGCUCCUGGGGCUGCUGCUCUCCCGAAAGGCGACCCUCUCAAACAAGCAAUGUUCAAAUGCUCUGUUCCAGAAUGCGAGUACCACAACAAAGGCUUUGCAACCCAUGUCGAACUUGAGAGACACGUUGAGGAAAAUCACAAGGCGAAGGAGGAGAUAUCUGAUCCUCUUCAAUAUGCUUUGGAUAGUUUUAACUUUGCUCUUGGCAAGCCAGUGGAUGAGAUGGAUCUAGUGGGAACGAAAGACGAGAAAGCGGCUGGCACUGUCGGUUCCAAGCCAAUAUCUUUGCAUACUUCGAAGAGGGACGUUAAAGCCGAGGGAGUUGCUGCAGCCACGCCACUUGGACGAGUGGUGGGUCAAGCUGAUACAAAGGCCGUCUCACCGGCUUCCCAGCAACUCUUGACUCCACGGUCAAACGUCUCUAAAGCGGCAAAGGCACCGACAUCCAAUCAAGUAUUCGUAAAGGUUGAAAAGGAUGCUGCAAAGGCUAUGAACCAAUCUAUGCCAGAGGAGAAAGUAUCGACGACCGGUUGGGCGGAUAGUAAGGUGUCUCUCUUUAGCAUCCAGGAUGCUUUUGGUCCUUCCUUGACAGAAGAAAGCCUUGGCUUCGGCGGUGAUAUUUUUGAGGAAUUUGUCAACGCCGACAUGUUUACGGGCAAGGCUGAGAACACGCCGGACUCGGUUGAUAGCAUUGGUCUGAAUACACAAACACCAAAGGAUGGGGAGAUGAUCAAAGACGACACGACGAUUACCAUCAAUGAUGGCGACGAUGACGGCCCCCUUCCUUUGGAUUGGUUCUCUCGCCCCGGACCCAUGUUCAAUGGGUCUGUCUACGAAGACCUUUGGGCAGACUGGGAUCUACUUUCGAAAGAUUCCUUGAUGGGUCCUUCUGAAAAUAACUUGUCAUUUUCUAUUCCCUAA